This is a messenger RNA of Fulvia fulva, 1689 nucleotides long. RefSeq lists its product as uncharacterized. The transcript has a single exon. The coding region runs from base 1 to 1689 and encodes 562 amino acids. NCBI's taxonomy places the organism in Eukaryota, Fungi, Ascomycota, Dothideomycetes, Mycosphaerellales, Mycosphaerellaceae. The record is from RefSeq and is a predicted model, not a curated record.
AUGACUGACGAAGAACGACUUCUGCUCGCUAAUCGUGAACGUCUGCUUGCCCGGAGUGACUGGCUAGGACUUUCAGCAGCCAGACCGCUGCGGAUGAAGUUUCCUGCAGCAAGUGACAAGGAGAACGUUGGGAAACGACGCAAGGUUCACAAGUCCAAGAAUCACAAGGCCAAGCCAGCUCGUCAGCGAUCGCACACACCAUUGUUCAGGCAGGAGCUCCGGCCUAGGGGUGCCACGCUGAGCAAUGAUGGGCAAGAUGCCGAUAUGAACAUCAAGAUCGGCACAGAUGCAUUUGCUACUCAGACACAGACCUCGCGACGCUCGCAUACCCCAGCCAACACCAGCAUGCGACAGCCAUCAACAGAAUUCGGCCCCAUCUCUGAGGAACCCAUGUUGCUGGGCGUUGACGGUGAUGGAUUCGACUUGAAGACCGACCAGAGUUGGCCAUUGCAGAAUGUACACGGAGCCGAUACAAUACCACACGCCGAAUUCGAAGGUCCCAGCUACGAUUUUGAAGCGCCAACAGUUUCCAUGGCACCUACUUUCCAGCUUUCGCAGGACAGUGAGCCGAUGUCGACGGUGGCUAGUCACGAUCACUUGCAGAGGUACCACACCACUGCAGAGAGCAGCCAUCAAGUGCCUGCCAAUAUAGGACAUCAAUUCGACGGGGGCGAUGCUACUGAGGAGAAUGAAGAUGUUCUUAACGACGGACUGUUGCACGCAUUCAACACUCGCGCAGCGGGGACGAUUGCAGAGCAGAAUGGGUCAGAAGAUGACGAUGACGAGACCUUCCGCACCCUCAUGAAGGCUGAUGCGACAUUGUCCGGCAAGUCUUCCAUGGCUGCUGUGGCAUCUUCGAGUCUUCGAGCUUCCGUGCAGGCGGCGCCUUUCGCUACAUAUCCUCAACAGCAGGAGCAACGACUCCCGCUGGGCUACUCAUUCGUCCACCAGCAUGAUAUUUUGGUGCCGCGGAAUGACUCGGUGGUUGCACAACGGGCAGAGACUACUAUGUCAGAGCAGUUCGGGCCAACAGAGACUGCCACCUCCAUCGCUUUCGGCUCACCGUCAAAUUCACUUCGACAGUUGUACCGCACAACCAGCCGACCAACAGAGGUAACGCAGAUGCCGCCUGAGGCUCCCAACGAAGACGAUGAAGAAGCUCUAUGGCGGAGCAUAUAUUUGAGAAGUCAAAGCAGCGAUAGUGGUACGUCAGAUCUGGCAGAAACGGUCCAGAAGACCUGGGUCGCUCAAUCCGAUGAUGCUAUCGAGCCCGCAAAUUACAGCUCAUCUUCCAAGGCCAAGACAGAGAAAGUCCUGUCAGACAAAGCCACUUUUGGCGGCUCGAUACUAGCGGAUCGGCAAGGCUCUGGUCAUGACUCUCAGCUCGACAAAGAUGCUGAGAGCAGGUCUUCGCAGCACCAAUCCAACACCUCUAUGGUCGGGCAUGCCACAACAGUGGCUGCCGAGCCUGACGAUAUCGACAAUGACGAAGAGGAAGAUCACCAAGCUCCACGAUCUUUCACCACUGGUAACAUCCAUGCUUCGUCAACGAUGUCCUCAGACUAUCACAAGCGCUUCCUCAAACACAAAAGAUCGAAGUCAACUCGUUCGGCCUUUGCAAAACCACCUCGCUUCGAGCCGGCGAAAGUCAAGGGCAGACCACGGCAGGAGGCUUCGACGUACGUGUGA